Messenger RNA from Rotaria sp. Silwood2, 864 nucleotides. The record is from the annotation of a GenBank genome assembly. NCBI's taxonomy places the organism in Eukaryota, Metazoa, Rotifera, Eurotatoria, Philodinida, Philodinidae.
AUGUUCUCUCGUCUCGUAAUCUUUGCUAUCAUUACACUUGUAUUUGACAUACAAACGGUACCUCUAAUAGAUUCGGAUCCCCUGCCGGGUCUUGAUGAGAUCGGAUCAGGAUUUGAUGUUGUAGGAAUGCUUCAAGGGUCGGACAAGAACUCGAAAUUUCGGAUAUUUGACCUAAGCGAGAGCGGUCUAUAUCCAUUUAAAGUCGAAGCGGUUGGCAUAGAACGUAUUUACAAUACUCCACGACAUGUUCAAGUAACCAAAAUUGGUGUACGACGUGAAGUGAAUUGUGAAGAUCUAUCAAAUAGUUUCAGCCAGUUUUAUUCAAGAUACGAUCCGUCUUUCAAUGAUAGUGUGAAUGCUCUUGGUAGCCUUCCAAUACCCACAACUGACAGUGAACAAACUCCUUACAAUGUGCUCGUGGAAACGUAUGGGACUCAUUAUGUCACACAUGUAAUUGUUGGUGCUACUGCUCAUUUUUACACAUUGAUCAAUGAAGCUUACACCAAGUCAUCAACCUUUGAAGAAAUAACAACGCAAGUUAGCAAAAUGGGCAUAUACCUGUUUUAUGCCAGUAGCGACACGUCAGCAUCCCAUAGUCUCUACCAGACCAUGAGUGAAUCGUUUCGAAAAAAUACUGAAAGUUUCGCUGUGUAUCAACCACCGGUAGCUCAAAUUCCUGGCAAGACCGAUUGGCAAUCUUGGCUAGCUACUGCUGUUCAGCAGCCAGUAGUUGUCAACCGUACACUUGCGCCAUUGUCCAAUCUAUUUUAUGCUUAUCCUGGGGUUCAAGCUCAUCUACGACGUACGAUUGACUACUACUUGGCUAAGGGAAGUCUUCCUACUUUUGCUCAACUUCAAUCGUAA